Lethenteron reissneri (Far Eastern brook lamprey) is the source of this 6941-nucleotide messenger RNA. Its product is annotated as P2R1A-PPP2R2A-interacting phosphatase regulator 1-like. NCBI's taxonomy places the organism in Eukaryota, Metazoa, Chordata, Hyperoartia, Petromyzontiformes, Petromyzontidae. Gene Ontology annotation, molecular function: protein serine/threonine phosphatase inhibitor activity. The record is from RefSeq and is a predicted model, not a curated record.
UUGGUGGAACCCCAUUCAAAUGGAAUCCUCCGGUUAUCGUGCCCACCCCAGCGAUUGACUGCGCACAGCCGCGGCGAGAAUUUAACAUCGUUUGCAACAAUUCGCAGAUUAUUAAAAUAAUAAUAAUAAAAACAUUUUUUUAAGAAGAUUUAUUUUUCACACUCAAUUUGCAAAUGUGGCUUGAGGCCCGUGUUGGGGCCUAGUGUAGGGGAGUGUGGCCGGGCUCGGCUUGAAUGUCCCGGCCGGGGGAGAUGGAGGUGGAGGCGGUGGAGUCUCCAGGCGACGCCGGGGAUCCCGACCUCGGGGACGGGGCUGCAUUGAGGCGAUACAACAGCGCGCCAAUGAUCAACAACAUCGGCAGAGAAGGGAGCCCACUGUCUCUGGCGAGCGACGGAAAGAGCCGGAGAAACAGCGGCGGCUUCCUGAGCCGACAGGGAACGGCAACGCCACCGUCACCUGGCAGAGUAAUGAGCAGUCGUGUCAACCAGAUUAAACAGGAGGAGGGAGCAGACUUGAUAAAUCGUGAAACAGCACAUGAGAGGGAGACCAGGGCCGCCCUGCACAUCAGCCAGUCGUGCGAAGAUCUCUCCCUGAGUGAAGCGUUGCCCGAGCUGGAAAAAACCAUCACCCAGCGCAGGUCGGACUUUUUCCCGCUAUCGCCAUCUCCGUCACCCACCCGUGGCAUUGGCAAGCAACUGUACUCGCCGUCACUGCAAGCGCCCGUCAGCCCCAGCAGGGCUCCGAGUCCUCGCCGCUUCACCACAAAACGAAGUGCAAGUCCCAUCAGCCACAUUCGCCCCAGCACCCUCGGAUCGCUCAAGAGGAAAGCCGACUUUGAAGUGGACCACACCUCCAAGCGCCUUUUUCUUGGUACCGGCGACUUGGAGUUCAACUUCACAUCGAGCAUGCUCAACCAGAGCCUGUCGCCCUGCAGCAGCAGCGAUUGCCGCCCGUCCCCGGCCACGUCCCCACACGUGGACACCCCCAGCCCCGCCCCCAGUCCCGCUCACGCUCCCCUCUCAUUGGCCGCCCUCUCCCCGGACACCGACCCCGGCCGCUCGCCCAGCCCCGCCCACACCACUCUCUCAAUGGCCGGCUCCGCCUUCACGCCGGUGUCGCGAUGAAACGUUGCCGAACCCUGCGGAGUUCGGAAGGCUCCCCGCACGCGCGCCCUGUCGCGGUCGAGCGCGACCGCGGGGAGUGAGGUGAGCGUCGGGUUGUAGGAGGCGACCCAAACGAAAAUAACGACGAGGGUUGGCGACUAAUUACUUUUUGAUAUUUGUUUUUUUACCCUUCUAUCUGGCAACAAAACUGACACCUUUUUUACAAGGAGUCAUGUUUACAUAGACCACUACCUGCAGUCAUAAUGCAAACAAAAAACAUAACUCUGAUAAUGUGCACUGUCCUUGAAGUUGGUUGGUCCACACCCGAGACAGCUUUCCUUAGAGCCUAGUCUCACAUGGGUUGGACCAGAUGACGCCAAAAGGCGCAUUAUGACUGCAGGUAUUGUGGUCUAUGUAAACAUGACUCCUUGUAAAAAAGGUGUCAGUUUUGUUGCCAGAUAGAAGGAUAAAAAACCAAUUAUAUUUUUUACUGGCAAAUGAGGUUCCAAUGGCGUAAUUACUUUUUGUUAGCGAAAGGGAUUUCGAUCCAGGGCAGUGCGACGGUUUGUAAGCCUGUAAAUAAAAAUAGAAAGAAUCCGUCCACUGACUUUCUAAAUUCCGGCCCAACCAUCUCCCUGAUCGCGUGUCGUCACCACAGGUUAUUUUCCCGACCGUGCACCAACCACCAUCGGCAUGAUGUGGCUGGUUCCCACAAAUGCACAACGCACCAUGAUACAGCUGCAGUGCCAUCUCCCACAAUGCAUCCUGAUGUAGCUGUAGCGGCAGCUGCCACAGUGCUCCAUGAUGUCGCUGUAGUGCCAUCUCCCACAAUGCACCAUGAUGUAGCUGUAGUCGUGGCUGUCACAAUGCACCGCGCAUCAUUAAAUUGCCUUAAAAAGUAUGGCAAGCAUCACCCAGCCAUGUCAAUGGAGGACGCUACAGUGGCACUCACUCAAGGUAUGUGACCAUGGGCUUAAAAUUAUUUCCGUAGCAAAGCCUCAGACCAACAACGUUGGUAUACAAGCUAUAGUGCGUGGACCCCUGGUGGUCUGCAAGGCCGUGGGAUGCACUCUGCUGAACUGUUGCAGACAUGAACAAUAUGUCAUUGGUGCACGUUGGUCCGCGCAAAUUAUUUGCAGAAAUAUUGAGAACGACUUGUUGGCCUAGACGAUAAAAUAGGCCUGGCUGUCUAUCGACAAAGUUGGAACCAUUUGAUAAUUUUUUUGUAGGGUUGCCAUCGAUCUUUAUUUAAUCUUGCGCAUGCUUGACUUGCAGUCCUCCCCAUGCGCAGCUUGAGGAAGGCAUUGCCCAGCAAGCGAGCAAACGCUUACCGAGAAUACUCGCCACCCCCAGCAUCCUCGGGCAAAACCGUCCGAGGAAAACACGCGCGGGGGUAAUUUUGACGGUUUAUUGUCGACCGAUAUUAGAAAGUACGGCUUAUUUAUUGAAUGUCACUGAUUUGACGCGCAGACACGAAGCGGAAUGCACCGGCGUCUCGGCGUGGGUGAGAGGGUUUGUUGGUCCGGACCCGGCCGCCUGCACCACGCAAUUUUUACGACUCCCAUCAGGAAAAGGGGGGGACAGGCAAUUAGUCUCAGGCCUGAUUGGGUGACGCACACUUUGGCCGUGUAAAAAAGCCACUACGUGAUUACACUAAUGAUUGCCCCGCAUCUUUAAAGUGUCCGAAACGUACGUCCGAAAUCACGGAACUGUCCUUAAUUACCACCGCCUUCUCGGGGAAUAACCCGUUGAGCAAGGUGAGAUGUUUCUGGUGACGAUUCUUCAUCGGAACGGUGGCGACCUGAGGCCAAGGACCACCCAAAGACGUUGAGCGGCAGACAUCGUAAGGCACCUGCGGCAGGCCUAAGUAGUCGCCGUGCGGCAAAGUUUGCCCUCGUUUCUCGGUUAAGAGAAGGUAAAGGUGAAGCCCUGCAAAUGCGUGCUCACGACACUGCUGGCAGAAGAAAACAUCUCCAGAGAGAUCUCUAGAGAGCCUGCCCUCGAGACGUUAUUACGGCGGUCGGUGACGAACUACUUUCUUGAGCUGAGCGGUGCAAUGACACAGCACGCGGGAUGAUGCAGCAGUAACGCAGCGGCGUACCCUCCGUUACUUGUCCCGCCAUCUCACCGUGUUGUGCGUUGCAGUGCCUCGUGCGUCGCCAAAACUUUAUCGAUCAUUGAACUGUUUGUGGGGGGUUUUGCGUCACGUUUUUUUCCACUUAAAGUGGCACUUUUUACAGGGGGGCGCGUUUGCUGCGUUAAAAAAGGACUUAGCGCGGUCUCGACAUGAGCUCUGUAUCCCUCCACCAGCCUGGCGGGGCCAGGUAACCCAACUGGCACAUCUUGCCCACUUGGCAACUUGUCUGGCUGGAGGGCGACGGCUGCAAUUGACGUUUUACGCCCGCACGGCUUGACCCAACGGGACCCAGUGAUGAAUCGGCGAUGUCGGUCGACGAGUUAAAUCGAGUACGACGCAAUCGGUCGCACGGGUAAUUUGCUACGGGGGGAAAGGAACAAAACACAUUUGGGAGCCGUUGGCUCUGCCCCCUUUUGCCGUACCCGAAGCCCGAUUGACUGCUGGUUUCACGUAACAUUUACUCACGCAAAUUCUAAAGUCCCACCUCGCCCAACAUAAGUAAUUUUUUUCAAAUUACUUGCAGCCCAUUUGUCAAUCCGUUGACAGGUGAAGGGGCUUCCCACGCCGCAUCAGGCGGGGCGGGGGGGUGGGGUUGCUUGACCAUACUUCACCAUACUGGUUACUGCCGGUUGGUGAAGGGGGGCACCCGAGGACCGGUUCGUAUAUACCGCUCGCUACCUUUGUCGGCCCUGGCUGGGAAUGUAACUCAGCCCGCGGCGGCGGGUUCGUAGCGCCGCGCGCUAAUGACCACGGCAUCAAAUUCAACUCCUCCCGCGAGGUCGUCACUCAAGCGAGGCUUCAGUGGGCCGUUAGGUCACGUUGGGUUCUGUCGGUGUGAAAACACCCCCACCCCCUCCCCCAUCAUCAUCGUGCUGUCAAGCCCCAAAUGGUUUUAAACGUGUCGCGGCCCUCACACCGAUGAUGUCUUAUCGGCGAAAGUGAGCCGCCUCCCUCCCCCCCCCCUUCUGAUAAUGAGUGAAGAACGCUGAGCUACGUCGCGCCUCGAGCGAAGGUGGGUCGCGGGCCACCGUAAUGGUUUUACGAACGUCCGCUUUGUACCGAGCGCUCCUGUAGAUGACGCUGUGCUCGCGCGUCUGCUGCAAAAUUCGCCGCGCGUCCGUCGGCCGUUUUUGUUCGAGUGCAGCGAGUUGUUUUUUUUAUUCGUAUUGUUUUUGUUGCGUCUUUUUCCCCCGCGGUGUUAUCCCGACGGUGUGCUAUCCGGUGUCGCGUCGCGAGACGUAGAAUACGUUGAGGUCUCUCGCGGAGCCAGUGGUCACCCUCGUGUGGGAGAACGGCCCGUGGAAACGGAUAACACGGAGCUACCACUGAGGUCCCUUUCAAGCGGCCUCUGAGAGUAUUGUCCAUCGGGUGACAGUCGAACCAAUACUUUGUUUAAUUCUCACAGCUGGAAGUUAGCCAAACUAAGUGCAAAACCAAAUUCAUUGUUACGGUUUUUUUUAAUCAUGUGCAGCCAUUGGUGACUGGGGCUCAGUCCGUCAACUCGCUACGCCUGAGAACUUGGGAUGAACCCAGAAUAUCGGCAGUGCCAGCUGAACGCUCCGAACUUGCCACCGGGAGCCGCCUCUUUUAGCACGAUCUUUGAACCGUUCAGGAAGGCCACGUUUGGCUACCGUGGGCCACCGCUGCUGAGUCCUUGCCUCUCGGCCCGUGGCCCAACCGCGCCCUUGAGCUAAGGUCUACGCGAGACGUCGCAGGCUGCCGUAUGCAUCGAAUACUCGGUCUUUCGAUAAAGGUAGAACGCGAUUAUGUUGCAGAAAAACGUAAGAGUAAUACCCGUAUUUAAACGCUUGUACGAUAACCCAACAUUAAUUUAACACUUGUCUUGAAGAGCAGUCGUAUGGGUCUCGUUUGAUUUCCCCACGUAGUUUUCCAUACCAAAAGCACAGGUCACAGAAGAGCUCAUUCCCUAAAACAUCGCUCAACAUUUCUCGAACAAACGAGUGUUGCAUCAGCGCUCGUGUCCAUUUGUAGCCCUGAACCAAUGUUGGAAAUUCCACAGUGGUAUGCCGGAGGCUAGUCUAUCCUAGCACAAUCACAAAGUGGUACCACUCGUCUUCUUGGUUCUUUCGGUAAAGUCACGUAGAAGGGAAAUCAUAAAAUAAUAAAAAUAAAACAUAAUAAAAUAAUUCUCACGACGUUUCGGCCACAACGCAAGCAGCCGUCCUCAGGUGAAGAACAGGUCUGUGACUUUACCGAAAGAACCAAGAAGAUGAAUCCCUGCAGUCACGAAAGCUUUAAAUCGAAAUUUGGUACCACUCGUUUUACCAACCACGGCGGGAUGGUGGGUCGAGCCGGACCUCAACCAGGAUUCGAACGUCCGACUUCCCGACCGCGAGCUCUCUGAGCCCUGUGCCACUCGGCCAAUGUCAACAUGAGCGUAAUAAUUGUUGCAAACAACUGUUAACAGUUGCCCCCACCUAACGUCGCCCAUAAACCUUGACGGGUGAGAACAUCUUGUCAAAGGUAACGAUGCAUUUUAUUUGUGUGUGUGUCUGCGUGCGUGCGCGCGCGAGUAUGUACAAAUGCUCACUGUGUUUUUCCUUGCGUGUGAAAUGGUACCCUUGUUAUAAUGUUACUCUUUUGCAGUGCAUUUCCAAUGUUUUGAAUUCCGACGAAACGUAAAUUGCAAUGUCACAUUCGUCCACGCGCGAAAUUCCGGGUUGGACGAUUGGCGCGGAAAACGCUGCGACGCAAGCGAAAUGUGAGAAAGAGCCACGAGGCCUAACCCCGGAUGGGAGCUCGGCAAUGGAUCAUUCGAGAGUUGAGUUGGGCCCUAAGUUGGGCCGAGAGUUUGGCUGUGAAUUGGGUCAAGAGUUGGGCCGUGAGCUGGGCCAAGAGCUCGAACUUUCCGUGCCGGUCUCGCCGUGCAGCCGCGCCCCAAUUCCCUCCGUCAGAAUAUCCGUGCGCAGGGGAAAUUCGUCGCCAAACUUGUGACAAUCAAACAUUGUUGUGGGUGGUGGGAACGUUUGAUUUUUAACAUUUAACAUCGUGAGCAAUGCGGUCACUACCCGUAAGCAUUUCUGGGAACCACCUCUGCCCAACUCGCACGAUAAUUCAAGUCACCGGAAAAAUCAUGGAGGCGACACCUUUUUUGCGUGCGUUUUAAAUCACCCCGGGUUGCCUUUCAACUUGAAUUUUAGAAAUCUGGCAAAUCCAGUGGGCUCGAGUUGGCUUGAGUUGACUCUCCCGCAAGCAACUAGGUGUUUGGUGAAUGCAUGUACAAAUUAAAUCAUUUUGUAGAGAUGGCUGGGUCGCUGUGGCAUUAACCACACACCGGCUCGAAUGACCCCUCUCUCCACGUCGACGUUUGCCGCGGCUGGGAAGGUGAUUAAAAUCACGUCGCACCAUUCCGCCGUUGGCACCGACACUUGUAGGCCCCGACUUGCCUCCCCAGAACGUAACCCCAGGCAGCAUUUGGCGGGGUUUGAUGAUAAAAAAAAAAACGCGUUUACUUCAAUGGUUAAUAAUUCGUGCCGACAAUUCCGUCGACAUUCUUGUCACUGUAUAUAUUAUUAUUGUUGUCGUGAUUACUAUUGCUGCUGCUGCUGUCUUUAUCGCAUCUGCCGUUGUUCUUAGUUGGCGUCUUAAGCAUUUGCUAACGAGUUCUUCGCCGAUUGUAAAUAGAAUUGCGACGGCAAUUAACGAGGGGGACGGGAGGGGGGCGGUGGGGGGGGAAGGCA